This is a messenger RNA of Cotesia glomerata, 879 nucleotides long. RefSeq names its product histone H3.3-like. Bases 408 to 872 code for a protein of 154 amino acids. Gene Ontology annotation, molecular function: protein heterodimerization activity; structural constituent of chromatin; DNA binding. Gene Ontology annotation, cellular component: nucleosome. The record is from RefSeq and is a predicted model, not a curated record. NCBI's taxonomy places the organism in Eukaryota, Metazoa, Arthropoda, Insecta, Hymenoptera, Braconidae. The transcript has a single exon.
ACUUCAGACUAGUUGACCCCCCUCCUUCUGGACACCGUGGCGGGGGUCCGAAUGUGCACACCAAGAGUGUUUUUUAUUUUUAAAUUUCUAUAUGACCACAUCACGGCUGACUCAUUUAAAUAAUACGGAAAAAAAAUAAGAUGGCUGCUAAUCUUUAGCGUCGCUUGGUGUAUGAAUACAUUAGUGACAUUUUGUAUCAAUAAAUUUAUAUUCUUCUGCAGUUUUGUGAUAAAUAUAAGUGAUUUUAAGCAACUUCCGUACAAGAUACUGAAAUAAUAAAAUAAUAUCUGAAUAACUCUUUAGUUACCAGUGCAAUUGUCAACUAGUGCAGUGAAUUUGGUGGUCUCUAAAAAUAUAAAUAUCAGUUGAUUAUAUAUAAAAUAAUAAAUAAUAAAUAAAACAUAUAAAUGGCUCGGAUCAAGCAGGUUGUCCGCAAAUAUGGUCAUGAAGCUGCUUAUAAGCUUUCAGCGAAGCUGAAAGCUUACCAGACCGCGCAAGCGGCUGGAAAAAAAUCCGAGCCUUCCUCUGCAGGUCAAAAAUCUAGACCUUCGCAAUCUCCCAUAGCGAAGCCAUAUCGCUUCCGUCCUGGUGUGGUAGAACUCCGGAAAAUUCGCCGGUACAAAAAAAGUACAGAGCUUAUCAUCUGCAAAUUGCCUUUCCAACGGCUCGUUAGUGAAAUCACCAAGAGUUUCAAAGCCGGGUUUCGAUUUCAAUCUGCUGCUCUUGCGGCUCUUCAGGAAGCUGCCGAAGAUUAUCUCACUGGUUUGUUUCGAGAUACCAAUCUUUGCGCUGAUCACGCCAAUCGCGUCACUAUACAGCCCAAGGACAUGAUCUUGGCUCUUCGGAUUCGCGGAGAGCGCAGAUUUUUUUAAUAACCUA